This is a messenger RNA of Coturnix japonica (Japanese quail), 1183 nucleotides long. NCBI's taxonomy places the organism in Eukaryota, Metazoa, Chordata, Aves, Galliformes, Phasianidae. The record is from RefSeq and is a predicted model, not a curated record.
CUGCCGCUUGGAGCGGUGAGUGUCUGGGCGGAGUCGUCUUGUUCUGAGGUAUCCCGGUACCACAGGGCGCUGACAAUGCCUUCUACUUGGGAGAAGAGGUGGCUUUACUCUGAGCUGGGGAAGAAAGUGGUUUUCCUCCCCAGCCUCCUUCUCCAUAAGGAGUUCAGAAGCACUGGGCUUCCCAAGAUGCUUGAGGGAGUGCUGAUCUUGGCGGAUGUGUCAGAUUUCACUGCCUUGGCACACAAGUGCUACCGCAGGAGCGGUCCAGUGAGAGGAGCUGAGGAGCUGGCACAAUCCCUCAAUAACUACAUGCGCUGCAUUCUGGAGGAGAUGAUGAAGUUUGGAGGAGACAUCCUGAAGUUUGCAGGGGACGCUGUGCUGGUGAUGUGGAGAGCAUCAGGGCAUGACCUGCCUAUGGCCAUCAACCUGGCGCUGCAGUGCUGCAGGAAAAUCCAGAAGAAGUAUGGCACUCAUGAGACAUUCAUGGGUCACAAGCUCUACCUGAGGAUAGGGAUCUCCGCCGGGAAUCUCUCCUUCAUUUCUGUCAAAGGGUGGGAUCGUCAGUACUUCUUCAUCUGCAACUGGACUCUGGAUGAUGUAAUCGAGGCCCAAGGCCUUUCGGCUAACCAUCAAGUCAUGCUGUCACAGAACUGCUGGGAUCUGUGUGAGCAAAAAAGAAUCAGGGCCAGGCCUCUUGCUGGCAAGCGGGCCAUGAAGGUGGUGGGAAUGAAGCGCUUAGGUCGCAAAGAAUACCGUGCUGCAGUAGUCAGGCUGAACAAAUCCAGAGGAGAGAGGCAUUUUGAAGGAACGGGCCUCCUAAGGUCCACUCUUGUGAUGUCCAGUGAUUCUGAAACAAAUAGGUGGCUGGAGAAGCACUUAUCGACAGCUGUUCUCCGGAAGCUUUCUGAACAUGUGCGCUGGAGCUGUGCUCUGAGCUACGGCCCAUCACCAGCCUCUUCAUCCAGCUGCGGUUUACUGACAAGAUCACCGUGUUGGAACUCAGCAAGACCCUCAGCGAUUGCAGCAAGAUGAUUUCAGAAAUUAUCAUCCCUUACAAGGGUGAAAUCAACAAAACUCUUCUGUUUGACAAAGGCUGCACCGUCCUCUGCAUAUUUGGAUUUUCUGGUGCAAAGAUGGCCGACGAGAGCGCCCAUGCCUUGCAGUGUGCUCUGCAGAUCUUCCA